Didymodactylos carnosus is the source of this 1404-nucleotide messenger RNA. NCBI's taxonomy places the organism in Eukaryota, Metazoa, Rotifera, Eurotatoria, Philodinida, Philodinidae. The record is from the annotation of a GenBank genome assembly.
AUGCCGCAUGCUUCGUCGAAAACAAAGGAAAUUAAUAACAAUUAUUCCAAACAACAAUAUUAUACGACUACAGCAGCCUUUUCUUCCUCAUCGUCAUCAACAUCAUCUACCACGACAACAACCACAACAACAGCACAGCAACAACAAUCAAAUUCUGAAAGUGAACCUGAUUUUCUCAUAGGUUAUGGUGCUUUCGGUGUUAUAUGGGCUGUUACUGAUCCACGUACAUCUCGACGAGUUGCAUUGAAAAAAAUGCCAAAUGUAUUUCAAUCAGUUAUUGCAGCUAGACGAGCAUUUCGAGAAAUCAAAAUGCUUUGCACAUUUCGACAUGAUAAUAUUUUACAAGCAGUUGACAUAUUGCAGCCACCUGGACAAGUUGAUAUGUUUAAUGAAGUCUACAUAUUGACUGAGUUAAUGCAAAUUGAUUUACACAAAAUAAUUGUUUCACAACAAAGUUUAUCACCUGACCAUUGUAAAGUGUUUCUGUAUCAAAUUCUCAGGGGUUUAAAAUUUUUGCAUUCUGCUGGUGUUAUUCAUCGGGACUUAAAACCAGGCAACUUAUUAGUGAAUAGUGAUUGUUUGCUAAAAAUUUGUGAUUUUGGCUUGGCUCGUACUGAGGAAAUUGAUAAACAAAAAUGUAUGACACAAGAGGUUGUUACUCAAUAUUAUCGUGCACCUGAAUUAUUAUUAGGUACCCAUCAUUAUUCAUACGCGAUCGAUGUGUGGAGUGUUGGAUGCAUAUUUGCUGAAUUGCUUGGCAGAAGAAUAUUAUUUCAAGCAUCGUCCCCUCUAAAACAAAUUGAACUUAUUAUCAAUCUGCUCGGCACACCCACUAUUGAUGAGAUAUCGACAGCAUGCGAUGGAGCUAAAGCUUACGUGUUAUCGAAAACAUGGCGUGCAGCAAAAAUAAAUGCGUUACUCUCGUUAUCAAAGAAUGUUACUAGUGAUGCAGCGCAACUACUCUCUCGUAUGUUAACAUGGGAUCCGAAAAAACGAAUAUCAACUAGUCAAGCACUCGGUAUGAAGUUUGAAAAAAGAAAAAGUUUUUUAGUAUUGAGUAAUAUAUUUUAUUUUUUAAUUCAAGAGCAAUCUUACAUUCAUGAAGGGCGUAUACGUUAUCAUAGUUGUAUGUGUCGGUGUUGUUAUUCAACUCAACAAGGAAGACAGUAUACAAUCAAUUUAGAACCUGUUCGUGGUUUUCGUUACGAUGAUUCAGAUGAAAACUUUUGUAAUAUGAGACAAGCAAAAGAAUAUAUGCAUAAAUUACUAACUGAAUUUAGUCAAGCAAACACUGUACCAUUAAGACUUAACCAUGAUUCUCCAUUAUACAAAACAUUUGCCACAUCUCAAGUUGCUCAAGCACAUGAGCUACCUCCUUCACCUGUUGCUUGGGAUAAAUUGUAG